ACCGAGUUUUGCACAACCUCUGCCAGAACCCAUGGCGAGGCGCUUCGCUGCUCCCAGAGCCCGCUCAAAUCAGCUCACCGCCAGAGAUGACGGCAGCUGGCUAUGUGCUGAUGGCCCAUAUCUUGGCUGCGUAAAGGCUUUAUGUGCCCUUUAUCCUGCCUUGCGGGUCCCUGAUGAUCGCAAUCGUGCCAUUCCUUUUCAAGCAAGAGCAGCCCGCGUUGCAAUCGUGACCAUGAAAUCAGAUGGCUCGAUACCAUGUGUUACCAAGUAUAACGUCCCUGGAAACACGGCAGCUUUAAAAGAUCGUCUCUCGGCAGUCCCAUCGCGUAUCCAAUGUCACCCAGACUGUAAAGUGGAAAGCGUGAUUUACUUGGUUGAAGGGUUAAAUCCUGAGAUUGUGUCUAUUUUCGGUUACAAGUUGGACAUAGACCCGAUGCUCUUUGCGAGCCACGAGAGAAGCUCCAACUAUCAAACUCUGCCUAACGGGGCGGGCUUGGGACCACGCCUCCCGUCUCUGGUCAAUAGAGACACAACCUGGCGCAUAACAUAUUACGAUAUUAGAAUACCACCGCCACAAGACAUAUUUACCUCUUACACCGUGGGAUGCGCUUUGAGCGGAAGGGAUGCACAGACACAGAGAAUCAACGACAAAUGGGAACAACCCUUUAUCCUCACCCGAAAAUGUUCUGUUUGGAGGAAGCCGGGCUCUGAAGAUGAUAUUGAUAGUACACUGAUCCUAUGCGAUCCGCCAUUCUCGAAAGCUCACAUUUGGACCCAGAGUGUAACCCAUGACUGGUGGGAGAUCGAAGAGAAGAAUGUUUCGACAAUGCCGCACCACGGGGGCUACGCCGAUGUUAUACCACGCCUCACUUCGUUCAGAACCUGGAACGGCCCAGGACCGGAAAGACAGAGUCUGUACGGGGACCUCUUGUAUUAUUUGACUAAGCGCUCCCAUGAGAUACAGUGUGAAAGGGAACCGCCUAUCGAUAUCGAGAAAAUCGCCAUUAGGAUCAUAACAUCGCAUUACUUGCUGCUUCUGGACUAUUUUGAAGGUAUCAUAUUUGAUCUAGAAUUUCCAUUAUCUCGCAAGAAGAAUUUCAGCACGCAGGAAACCCUCAAUAUGGAAGAGCAGUGGAGCACCAUCCAACUCAUCCGGACCAGUCUCAGUCGUUAUAUUCAAAAUGUUUCAGGAACUAUGGUUCAACUGCGAAUUCCAUUCGAAGACCUUGGAAGCACGGAUUCUGCAGCAAACUUAAUAGCGUCCGAAGAUCAGUACGACUUUCAGUACAUCUAUAUGCAACUACGAGUCCUCAAAACACGAGCAGAUCUUCUAAAUGAGUCACUCACAGGCUUGACAGGCAUUCUAGGAAAUAAAAGAUCAAUCAGGGAAGCCAAAACAGUCAAGACCCUCACGCUUGUGGCGCUGGUCUUUAUUCCUUUAAGCUUUACGUCAGCAUUGUUCAGCAUGUCCGAUGAGUUCCUCCCAGGAAGAGAGAGUUUUUGGGUGUUCUGGGUGGUUUCUUUACCUCUUGUCAUUGCCGUUCUUGUCCUUGCCACUAUUCUUGACUUUGGAUAUGAUGAUAACGGCACGUGGAGGCCAACUAUGUAUCUUUCAAUAGAGAAAUGCUAAAGUGAGUAGUUCCGGGCCGCAGUAUUACUUUAUGAAUUGAAGGAUUUCAUUUUCUGUGAUAAAGUCUUCAUUAUAUACAACUCCGUAGCCUAUGUACUAAAUGACACUAAAUCUUGGA
Messenger RNA from Fusarium verticillioides 7600, 1748 nucleotides. RefSeq lists its product as hypothetical. The record is from RefSeq and is a predicted model, not a curated record. The transcript has 2 exons. Gene Ontology annotation, cellular component: membrane. Gene Ontology annotation, biological process: transmembrane transport; metal ion transport. Gene Ontology annotation, molecular function: metal ion transmembrane transporter activity. The coding region runs from base 32 to 1630 and encodes 532 amino acids. Lineage: Eukaryota; Fungi; Ascomycota; Sordariomycetes; Hypocreales; Nectriaceae.